Stylophora pistillata is the source of this 1358-nucleotide messenger RNA. RefSeq lists its product as uncharacterized. Gene Ontology annotation, molecular function: structural constituent of ribosome. The record is from RefSeq and is a predicted model, not a curated record. NCBI's taxonomy places the organism in Eukaryota, Metazoa, Cnidaria, Anthozoa, Scleractinia, Pocilloporidae. Gene Ontology annotation, cellular component: mitochondrial small ribosomal subunit.
GCUAUGCUGAUCGGUCGUGGGUUUUUGCCUGAGAGGCUUUCCCACCAUCUUCCUAAGGUAUACGUAUCGUGGAUCAGAAUGUUAAGUUCUGACAAUGGUGACAAUGGAGAGAAACCAAAGACAUCAGUGGAACCUUCUCACUCUGAUUUACUAGGUAGACACAAGGGGAAAAGUGAAAUCGCAGGCCUUGUCGAGCAGGCAGUGAAAGAUGAGAGUGAAAAUGAAAUCAGAAAUCAGGGUGAAGAAAAAGAAGCGAAAGAAAGUUCAUUUUUAGAGGUUCUUCUUCCCAAAUUGUUACAAACUGGCAAAGCUCCGAGAAAAAGAAAGAAUAGGAAUGAAAACAAACAAGUUAAAGAGGGAAACAUUCCUGCUAGUGGUAUCCUUUCCUUCAUGACGGAAUACCCGCAACAGUAUACAGGGUACGAAAGUUUGAAGGUUCUUGAAGAGAGGUCAUCAGAGAAUGUUACUGAGCUGAGAAAAAGUCUUAUGAGGCAUAAAAUGAAGGCCCAAUUUCCAACAAGGAAAGGAGAAAGACCACAGUGGAUAGAAAAGAGCCUCGAGGACUUCGAAAAGGCACGGACCAAGCACUCUACUGCACAGGCACAAACAACUGAUCCCAAACUGAACCAGAAAAUCAAACAGAUACUCGCAGGACUACAGGUUGGAACUCAAAAAAGUGGAUCAGCUGAGAAGCUUGUUACAGCUGUGGAAUACUGGGGUAAAACCAUCAAUAGACGAAAGAGAUUGAUUCAAGAGGAAUACUUACAGCAAACCGUGCAGACUUUGUCAGAGACACCGAGCUGGAUGUCAUUUGAUGAGAGCGACAAGACUGGGCUCUUUGAUGACAUCCUAAAAGAGGUGAAACACAGACAAGAGCACCAGGUCUCUGAAUCAGAAUUCUUGUUCCAUCUUACUGUCAGAAAUAGGUUCCAGAACCGAGACUCAGGGGGAUUGUUGAGGAAUGCAUUCAGUGACCAAAUGAAGGUUUCCAACAGGCUCUGGACAUACCCAGUAGACAAUGAAGUGUGUAACUCUCAAGAAGAACAGAAUACCAGUUUUGAAGAGCAUGUAUUUCUGGAGUACUUACUGGAUGACUUUCCAAGUAAAGGUCCAGUUCGCCGUUUCAUGGAAUUGGUCAUCAAUGGUUUACAGAAAAAUCCAUUUCUGAGUGUGGCACAGAAAAAGGAAAGAGUUGGAUGGUUUCGUGACUAUUUUGCUAAUUUUUCUGAAGAGGAACUUAAUUUUUGAGAGUUGAAUGUCAAUGUAACCUCUCUUUUCUAAGCAAGUAGUAUACAAAUUACCUUUGAAAAAACUAAUUUGUAAAGCCCUGUUUCAAAAAUUAAAAACUUAUCAAUUGA